AUCGCGAGUGCUUCGAAUUCAUACUUUGGAUCGUUGUCAUUUUUAUGUUGUUCAUGCCACCAAGUCUAAGUAACGCUCAGCAAAUCGCAUUAUAUCAAGCAAAGCAGAUCCAUACAGCUUACAUCAACAAUGUUAAAUGUCAUUUUGGGCAGCAUUUUGCGAGGCCUUGUCAAUCCCCUUCUCGACUUCAAAAACCGAUGUAAU
Messenger RNA from Radiomyces spectabilis, 204 nucleotides. RefSeq lists its product as uncharacterized. The transcript has a single exon. The record is from RefSeq and is a predicted model, not a curated record. The coding region runs from base 45 to 203 and encodes 52 amino acids. NCBI's taxonomy places the organism in Eukaryota, Fungi, Mucoromycota, Mucoromycetes, Mucorales, Radiomycetaceae.